Messenger RNA from Colias croceus (clouded yellow), 1711 nucleotides. Its product is annotated as putative fatty acyl-CoA reductase CG8306. The transcript is spliced from 12 exons. Gene Ontology annotation, cellular component: peroxisome. Gene Ontology annotation, molecular function: alcohol-forming very long-chain fatty acyl-CoA reductase (NADP+) activity. The record is from RefSeq and is a predicted model, not a curated record. The coding region runs from base 16 to 1668 and encodes 550 amino acids. Lineage: Eukaryota; Metazoa; Arthropoda; Insecta; Lepidoptera; Pieridae. Gene Ontology annotation, biological process: long-chain fatty-acyl-CoA metabolic process.
CGUUUUAAAAAACACAUGAAAAGAUUUUGUUGUGGCGAAGUUUUAAUUUAUUCUGUCAUUUUAAAGUGGAUCAAAUUGAAUAUAAAGGAGUCAAUUACAUACAAACAUACAGUGUAUGUGAAAACAACCAUCGAAAUGACGGAAGAAUCACAAGUUCGCGCGUUUUACGCCGGUAAAAACUUUUUUAUAACCGGGGGCACAGGCUUCGUUGGAUUAUGCCUGAUAGAAAAAAUAUUGAGAUGCAUACCGGAAUCGGGAAAAUUAUAUUUAUUAAUGCGACCAAAGAAAGGAAAAGACAUUUCGGAGAGGCUUAACGAAUUUCCUGAUCAUUCGGUAUUCGAGAAACUACUGCAAACAGAAUCAAAAGACAUAUUUUCCAAACUAAUACCAAUAUCAGGGGACGUAGGUUCCGAAGACCUAGGGCUUUGCCCUGAAGACAGACAAUUACUUAUAGAAAAUGUCAACAUGGUAAUACAUUCUGCCGCUACAUUGGAUUUUGAAGAGAAUUUGAAACCAACGGUGAAAAUUAAUGUUUUGGGAACGAGGAGGGUCAUGCAAUUGUGCCAGGAAAUGAAGGAUUUGAAGGCGAUGGUACAUGUAUCAUCAGCAUAUGUGAACUCAUAUCUACUAGAGGCAGAGGAGAAAGUAUACGAAACGCCGGCUGACGUUGAUAGUGUUAUAAAUUUGGUUAACCGUCUCUCGGACAAGGCGUUGGACGAUAUGGAGAAAACAAUACUCCGAGGCCAUCCGAAUACCUAUACAUUUACAAAGCAUCUCGCCGAGCACGAAGUUAAAAACUGUUCCAACAUGUUCCCCUGCACUAUAGUUAGACCUUCUAUGAUCGUAGCAGCUUGGAAAGAACCAAUGAUUGGAUGGACUUGUUCCAAAGUUGGACCACAAGGAUUUUUAAUGGGCGCCGCUAAAGGUGUGGUGCGUAGAUUGCCACUAGCUAAGGAAAAUAUAGCGGAUUACAUUCCCGUGGAUGUUGUCGUAAAUCAGCUUUUAGUGGCCGGUUGGCAUGCUGCUAAACAGAAGUCAGGUCUAACAGUAUACCAUUGUACUACGUCAACACAGAAUCCGUUCCGUUGGACAAUGUUGGACUCGAUUGUGAGCGAAAUGCUGCAUAAUUAUCCUUUGAAAAGCGCUGUUUGGUACCCGCAUUUACAAUUCGUGCCGUCGCUGUUUCUUUUCCGGAUUUCGGCCAUUUUUGUCCACUUUAUCCCGGCUAUUUUAUUAGACACUAUAUUACGUAUCACUGGGGCAAGGCCUAUAUUAUUCCGUCUCCACAAAAACGUAUGGAACUCGUUGAGUCGUUUGGAAAAGUUCAUUUUCACGGAAUGGCGUUUUCAUAAUCCUAACACGAGACAAUUGGCCACGGAGUUGAAUAAAACGGACGAACAGACGUUUUAUAUUAAUAUUGGCACUAUAUAUUGGAUCGAAUUUUUCGUAAACCUGCAUCUGGGAGUUCGAAAAUAUUUGAACAAGGAAAGUGAAAAAACUAUGCCGGCUGCAAAAACUAAGGAUCAAAUAUUAAAAUUCGUCCAUAUUGUUUGGCAAAUUCUUGUUAUUUUCUUAGUUUGGUUUAUUAUUUCCACACUAUUGGGUUUGACGAUGCUUCAAUCGUUCUGGGCUCCACCUAUUGUAUACUUUUUGUAUACACUUUUAUAAUUAUUUUUAAGCAUACAUAAUAAUAAUUAUAUUUUAUGAUAAU